CGAUCUCCGGUUCGCAUUCAUCACUCGUCGUUGUGAGAAUGGUGGCUUUGAUUUCUUCGACGAUGGCUGAAGCUGAACUUUUCAACACAGUAAUAUACUUUGAGACUCAUUCCCAUAUACCUAUAUAUAUACACACUCCAAAUCAAAUUAAAGCAUCGUCUAAUCCUACAUUCUCUGCACUCGAAUUCAUGCUUUCACCAUGGCUGCACUUGCUAUCAGCUCCGCACAGCUCCUGCUGCAGAUCGUCAUUCCUUUGCUGGAGCACCUCGACAUCGGGAAGAAGGUGAAGCCCGACAUCGACAUCAUGACGAGCUGGCUGGGCACGACCAGGGCCUUCAUCGAAGAAUACGAUGGCCGUGAAGAUCAGGGCAGGAUGCUCCAAGAUUACACCAACAAAGUUCGAGAGAUCGUUUACGACAUCGAAGAUGUUCUCGACCAGUUCGUCCGCCACACGCCGCCCUAUUUCUUUCACCAAAGCCACUUCACUCGGAAGGCUCGCCGAAUAGCACACAACGUCAAGCACAGUUUCCCGCUCUACGGAAUCUCCGACGACAUUGCCGGAAUCAUGAGACGCAUCGACCACCUCCGAUCCCCGUCCCUAGCAUUCUCCGAAGCCUCUUCCAGCUCAAGACCGCCGUCGCCGCGGCGGACGAGUUCCAGUUACGGUGUUGGGCACCAUGUUAUGAGCCCUCUCGAUCUCCUCGACCGCGAAAUGGUUGGGUAUGAACAGCAUAAAUCCGAUUUGAUUCGUCUGUUGUCGGCCGACUCCCCGGCGGUAGUGAAGCUGGCCGUGGUGGGUCCUAGUGGCUCCGGGAAGACAACAUUCGUCAAAAACGUUUACUGGAAGAACGAAAUUAGGGCAAGAUUCGAUUGCCAUGCUUGGGUUCACGUGGGGCGACGCCAUGUCGUCGGAGAUAUCUUCGACAGUUUGGUGCGGCAGUUUGGGCUGUGGGAUGAUUCUCUCCACAGUGAUCUCAACCACUCACGUAAGCUCGAGAAGCUUCGAAAUUUCCUACGUGGGAAGAAGUACCUCGUCGUUCUCGACGAUCUCUGGCGAGAGAUCGAUCAGAGCUACAUUGAGAAUGUAUCGGUGGGCAGCAGAGUGAUCGUGACGACCACCAUCUCAAGCAUCGCCUCCGCCAUUGCAUCUUCCCCGAACAGAAUACUAAAAUUGAAAGGCUUAGAUUGGCUGGACGGAUGGAGACUCUUCUGCAAAAGGGCCUUCCCCGACACCAAUGGCGAAUGCCCUCCGGAGUUGAAGGAUUGCUCCAACAGAAUCGUCGAGCUGUGCGAGAGACUUCCGAGUACUAUCAAGGCCGUCGGAGAUGCACUCGCCCACCGGAGAAGGCUCCCCGGUGAAUGGGAGAUGUUCCUCAAGAAUCUUGGCUCCAACAUGAAAAAUUCAUCCACCUUGAAUGUUGUCCACAAUGCUCUCUCGCAGCGCUACAUGGAUCUCCCCGGGGAUCUCAAGUGUUGUUUCUUGUACUUUAGUGUCUUCCCGGAGGACUCUUCUAUAGAGCGUGGGAGGCUGACUCGCCUAUGGGUUGCCGAGGGCUUCGCAAGGACAACUUCUACGCAAACAGCCGAGGAGGUUGCCGAUGAUUAUCUCAAUGAACUGAUUCACAGAAAUCUGAUUGAUGUAUCCCGAUUGGAUUUGGAUGACCGCCCCAGAAACUUCCGAGUCCCUAGCCAUGUCCUAAAGUUCAUCAUCCACAAAUGCGAGGAAGAAAACUUUACUUCAAUCUUCAAAGAUGACAAUUCAAGUCGGAGUCAGAAGAUUCGACGCUUAUCAGUCCACCAUAAUCAUGCCGGUUUUCCUGCAAACAAACGGUUCGAUUGUGUCCGGUCCAUUUUCUUGAUGAGAUUGCUCGGAGCAUCAGCUUCUGAUUUCAAUAACUAUCUAAGCAGUAUGACGUUGCUAAGAGUGUUUGAUUUUCAAGCUGCACCUCUCACAGAGUUCCCCAAGGGGUUCUAUGAUCUCACACUUGUAAAGUAUCUCUGUUUCAGAGGAACCAAAAUUAAGACAAUUCCAGGUUCGAUAAAGAGGCUUUCGCACCUUGAAACAUUGGAUCUUAAGCAAACUGAUGUGGAGGAGCUUCCGAAACAGAUUUCUUAUUUGCACAAACUCCGGCAUCUCUUCUGCUACAAGUAUUGUAUAUCCAACUAUAUCGCCUUCGAAUCAACACAAGGCAUUAAGAUGCACGGAGGAAUCGAUAAUCUAACAAGUUUACAGGAUUUAUCACUGGUAAAAGUGGACGAACGUGGUAGAAUCCUCAAAGAUUUGCAAAAACUGAACCAAAUAAGGAAGCUUGGAUUGACGAGGCUAAGGGAAAGCCAUGGCCUGGAUUUAUGCACAGCUGUUGAAGGAAUGAAGCAUCUUCAAACAUUGGAUGUCUGCACAUUCAGUAAGGAAGAAUAUCUCGAAUUGGGAUAUGUAAGUGUAACCAAUGCUCCUCGAAUGAUCCAACGCUUGUACUUGAAAGGGCGCCUGAGGAGACUGCCGCCAUGGAUCUCUUCGCUCGAUAAUCUGCGUAAAGUUGGUCUCAUGUGGUCCAAAUUGUCCGGCAAUCCGUUGCCGGCGCUCGGCCGGUUGCGUAACUUGAUGGAGCUUCAGCUGGUCGACUGUUACGUCGGCGAGGAGUUGGCAUUCGAGAAGCUGUGGUUCGAGAGGCUAAGGAAUUUGGUGAUCGAAGAAUUGGGGGAAGUCAACACCAUUUGUAUAGAAGAUGGAGCAAUGGCUGAUCUGAGAAAGCUGUCGCUCCGCAAGUGCCCCCGGCUGACGAUGCGUCCCUUAGGAAUCGAGAAUCUCCGAAAAGUGGAAGAGCUCAAUCUGUACGACAUGGAUGAAAAAUUGGUUGCGGGGAUUGGGAGGAGAGGCGAGGAUUAUUACGCUGUUAAACACAUACCUGUGGUUAACGUCUUCACUCUCGAUACGCGCCAUGGCUCAUUUAAGAGGAGGUCGAUUUGAUCACAAUCCGUAUAUUGAUGCCCAUCAUGGUUCGCCGUCAAACGGCGUUGCCGAUCAGCCUUUACCUGAGCUGUAUAUCUGUCGCAUAUCGGCCUAUAUGAUUUUUUAUAUAAAAUUUAUAUUUUUUAAAAAAAUAAUAAAUAAAUAAUUAAAAUACAUCAAAUUAUAAAUAUAAUUAAUUUAAAAAUAUAUUGAAAAAAUAUAUUAUAAUUUAUAGUAGAUUA
This is a messenger RNA of Andrographis paniculata, 3192 nucleotides long. RefSeq names its product disease resistance protein RPM1-like. NCBI's taxonomy places the organism in Eukaryota, Viridiplantae, Streptophyta, Magnoliopsida, Lamiales, Acanthaceae. The record is from RefSeq and is a predicted model, not a curated record. The coding region runs from base 200 to 2968 and encodes 922 amino acids. Gene Ontology annotation, molecular function: ADP binding; ATP hydrolysis activity. The transcript has 2 exons. Gene Ontology annotation, biological process: defense response to other organism.